Molecule: messenger RNA, 2363 nt
Organism: Diprion similis
Lineage: Eukaryota; Metazoa; Arthropoda; Insecta; Hymenoptera; Diprionidae
Gene: Ttc30
Product: tetratricopeptide repeat protein 30A
Exons: 9
Coding region: 146-2122 (658 amino acids)
Biological process (GO): intraciliary transport
Cellular component (GO): axonemal microtubule; intraciliary transport particle B
Molecular function (GO): protein binding; intraciliary transport particle B binding
Source: RefSeq, a predicted model, not a curated record
ACGCUGCUCUGACGUUUACCUUCGCUGCAUACAUACAGGAAUAUUUUUUCACGCUUAUUAUUAACGCAAAUUUGCGACUCUACAGCGCUGCACGACAUGCGAUUUACAAAGAUAACAUUUAUUUCGCAAGCAAAUUAACACCGUCAUGACCAGCUUUUCUCAAAAUAUUCAAGUAAUCAGGGAUGGGGAGUACACCAAGACCAUAUACACUAUGAUCAAGGAGCAGAAAUAUGCAGAAACCAUUCAGAUUCUUGUCACUCUCAUGGUGACAUAUCCUGAGUCCAGACCCUGCCUAUCUCUGCUGGCCCACUGCUACUUUUAUACGCAAGACUUUGCUGGCGCGGCAGGCUGCUAUGAAAAACUGGUUCAGAUCUGCCCGGACGAAGAUUUGUACAAGCUCUACUACGCUCAGUCCCUCCAUCAGGCAUGCUUGUACCAGGAGGCUUGGAGCGUCUGUUCGACGAUAGUUGAUAAGCCGCAGCUGGAGUCAAAGGUCACCAAACUACAAGCAGCGAUUAAGUACGGGCAGGAAGACAUCGCCGGAGCUCGAGCCUACGUCGAUCAGUGCUCUGUUGAAGACGUCGACACUGAUAUCAACCUGGGAUGCCUGCUCUAUAAGGAGGAGCAGUACGAACAAGCGUUAAAGAAGUUCUCCGUAGCAUUACAAAUCGUCGGAUUCAAGCCCCACUUGUCCUACAAUGUGGCUCUUUGCUAUUACAGACUCAAGGAAUAUGCCGCAUCUCUAAAACACAUCGCUGACAUUAUCGAGCAGGGGAUCAAAGAACACCCGGAAUUAAGUGUCGGCAUGACUACGGAAGGUAUCGAGGUCAGGAGCGUGGGCAACACCCUCACUUUGCAUGAAACUGCGCUAACCGAGGCGUUCAAUCUCAAAGCAGCCAUUGAAUAUCAGCUACAAAAUUAUGAGGCAGCCAGAGAGGCGCUGACGGAUAUGCCACCGCGUUCUGAGGAGGAAUUGGAUGCAGUAACGUUACACAAUCAGGCAUUGAUCAACAUGGAAUCAAGGCCCAGUGAGGGCUUUGAAAAGCUACAGUUUUUGCUACAGCAAAAUCCAUUCCCGCCAGAAACUUUUGCCAAUUUACUUCUGCUCUACUGCAGAUAUCAGUACUACGAUCUGGCAGCUGAUGUUCUAGCCGAAAACGUUCACUUAACUUACAAAUAUUUAACGCCAUACUUGUACGACUUCUUGGAUGCAUUGAUAACGCAACAAACAUCGCCAGAGGAGGCAUACAGGAAGUUUGAUGACCUGGCGAACAAGCACACGGAGACCCUGCGGAAAGCAACAAAGCAAGUUCAGGAGGCAAGACUGAACCAUGACGAUAAUGCUGUGAAGCGAGCGGUGAAUGACUACGAGGAAGCCCUGGAACGGUACGUUCCGGUUCUGAUGGCGCAGGCAAAGAUAUACUGGGAAUUGGAGAACUACCCCCAAGUCGAGAAGAUAUUUAGAAAGAGCGUAGAGUUCUGCAACGAGCACGACGUAUGGAAACUGAACGUUGCUCACACACUCUUUAUGCAGGAAAAUAAAUUCAAAGAGGCAACAGGGUUCUAUGAGCCCAUCGUCAAAAAGAAAUACGACAACAUUCUAGAUAUCAGCGCGAUAGUUCUGGCCAACCUUUGCGUCAGCUACAUUAUGACGUCGCAGAAUGCAGAGGCUGAGGAACUAAUGAAGAAGAUAGAAAAGGAGGAGGAAACUGUCUCGUUUGAGGAUCAGGAAAAGAAACUGUUUCAUCUUUGCAUCGUGAAUUUGGUCAUAGGAACCUUGUACUGUGCCAAAGGAAACUACGAGUUUGGUAUAUCCAGAGUAAUGAAAAGUCUGGAGCCUUACAGCAAGAAGCUAGGAACUGAUACCUGGUUCUAUGCAAAAAGAUGCUUCCUUUCCUUGCUGGAACAGUUGGCUAAGCAGCUCGUUGUUCUCAAGGAUCCAACGCUCCAAGAAUGCGUGCAGUUCUUGGAGCAUUGCGAAGUUUACGGGAGGGACGUUAGAACAGUGAUAGAACAGCCGCUGGAUAUUCAAGAAAUUCCAACAGUGCCUUUGGGCAAACAGACGGUCACCUACGAGGCGAGAUAUCUGAAGGCGUUAUUCCUCAAAUUGCAAAUGGGCUGAAUGGUCCUGUCGCAGUUAGAUGAUUAUAUGUAGUCGUUACUUUAAGUAUAUACCUUUAGCAUUGUCUGUGUCAUGAUAGUAACGAUAAUAAGCUGGGAAUAUAACGUAAUAAUUGUUUUUUUCUUUCAUAUUCCGAAUACCUAUACAUAUAUUGCAGUUGUGAAAUAGAUAUCAAAUUUAUCUAGCUCGUAAUUUUAGAUUUUAAUGAAUAAUUGUCGAGCUAAAAAUCAAGCAAAUAAAC